Exophiala bonariae is the source of this 1434-nucleotide messenger RNA. RefSeq lists its product as uncharacterized. Gene Ontology annotation, biological process: fluoride transmembrane transport. The transcript has a single exon. Lineage: Eukaryota; Fungi; Ascomycota; Eurotiomycetes; Chaetothyriales; Herpotrichiellaceae. Gene Ontology annotation, molecular function: fluoride transmembrane transporter activity. Bases 1 to 1434 code for a protein of 477 amino acids. The record is from RefSeq and is a predicted model, not a curated record. Gene Ontology annotation, cellular component: plasma membrane.
AUGCCACCAAAUGGAUUUCGCAAUGGAGCAAAUGACCUUGGUCACGGUCGACAGAAUGAUGAGCCCAAUCCCAAGCAAGGACGUACGGAGGUCGAUGAAGAAGAUGGCGACGAAGUAGGGAGUGACAUGGGUUUGACUGAGAUGGCGUUGCCACAGCCUGUAAGGAACGAAGAUCCGAAGCAGUCUUCAUUGGAGGCCGCGGAACGGAUUGCGAGGUAUGGAGAGCGAUCGCAAGGCUCUGAGCUUACCGAAGUCGCCGUCCCUGAACCUGUGAGAUCACAGGACAGAAUCGCCGAGGAGGAAAGUACAGACGGGUCUGUACACCGACAGCGAAGCCUGGAGGAAGUGGAAAAGGAACAACGGAAUCUCACUCCUCGGCACAAACACUCCCGUAUGGCAACAGAGCUCUACACGGUGUCGUGGUUGAUAUUCUUCUCGCUGCUGGGUACACUUGCACGCUUAGGUGUCGCGGCAAUCACACUUUACCCCAACUCGCCUUUUCCUUCCCGAGUGCUAUGGGCAAACUUAGGAGGGUCGUUUGUGAUGGGAUUCUUGAUCGAGGAUCGACAACUAUUCCAACAGGAAUGGGGAUCACCUGAUUUCAACGCACCUGCAGCAAACCAUGGGAAGGUCAAGAAGACCAUCCCCUUGUACAUUGGAUUGGCCACUGGGUUCUGUGGAAGUUUCACGUCAUUUUCAUCAUUCAUGCGUGAUGCAUUCCUUGCUUUGACAAAUGCUCUCCAGUCGCCUUCUCCGACCAGUCCAUACCAUACGGAUCCUGUUAUCUCCUCAAGGAGUGCUGGCUUUUCCUUUCUCGCCCUGCUGGCCAUUCUGAUAGUUCACCCCGCCAUAUCGUUGUCCGCCUUGCAAGUUGGUGCACAGAUGGCUCUGAUAAGUCAGCCAAUUCUACCUACCAUCCCAUUCAAACCUGGUCGCAAGAUAUUGGACCCAUUGGGAGUGCUGCUUGGGUUCGGAUGCUGGCUGGGCGCGGUGUUUAUGGCGAUCUGGCCGCCUGGAAAUGAUGUGCACUGGCGUUUCCGAGCUGUUUUUCCUCUGGUGUUUGCUCCGCUGGGUUGCUUGUUGCGGUUCUACGCCUCGAAGCAUCUAAAUGCAAAGAUUCCGUCAUUUCCACUGGGGACAUUUGUGGUUAAUAUCUUCGGCACAAUCAUCUUGGGGAUGGCUUUUGACCUCCAACAUGCAAGGAGCAUCGGUGCCACAGAUUCCACUUCAUGUGCAGUCUUACAAGGCGUUAUGGAGGGUUUUUGUGGUUGUCUCACUACGGUCAGUACAUGGGUGGCGGAACUUCAGGGUUUACGAAGAAGGCACGCGUGGAUCUAUGGUAUGGUGAGUGUUGGUGUCGGAUUGACAUCAAUGGUUGUCAUUAUGGGUAGUAUGGGAUGGACGAUUGGAUUUACAAAACCUGCCUGUGGAUGA